AGGGUUUUGACAGAUGAGAGGGAGUCUUUUGACCUCCUCGAUGAGUCACGUGGGCUGAUGGGGGCGGGGGCGGAAAGACUGGAUAAGUUCCUUCCGGGUCAGUGACAGAAGCGUGGUCUCCGUGGGGCAGUUCCUGGCGUCUUCGUCUUCCCCGCGUCCUCCCUGUACCGGCGCGAGGUGAUUGUGGUUUCCACGAUGAGCUCCCAGAAAGGGAACGUGGCUCGUUCCAGGCCUCAGAGGCACCAGAAUACCUUUAGCUUCAAAAAUGACAAGUUUGAUAAGAGUGUUCAGACCAAGAAAAUUAAUGCAAAGCUUCAUGAUGGAGUUUGUCAGCGCUGUAAAGAAGUACUUGAAUGGCGUGUAAAAUACAGCAAAUAUAAACCCUUGUCGAAGCCUAAAAAAUGUGUUAAAUGUUUACAAAAGUCAGUGAAGGAUUCUUACCACAUAAUGUGUAGACCAUGUGCCUGUGAACUUGAAGUUUGUGCAAAGUGUGGAAAGAAAGAAGACAUUGUUAUUCCGUUUAAUAAAGAACCAGAAAAGGCAGAAAAUCCUGAAAGUAAUCUACGUUCCAACCAUAGAAGUUGCAGAAGAAAUCAAGAAGAAAGCGAUGAUGACUUAGAUUUUGAUAUUGAUUUAGAUGACACAAAAGAUAAUCAAGUGGGUUAAUAUAUUAAAAACCAGUUUAAAAACAUGAAAUUCUGAGUGACUUUUGACUUUGGGAGUUUUACACAAAAAUACUGUGAAAUCCUAAUGAGAAAAAUAGCAAAAACCUAUAGAAAACAGGCACAAUUCAUAAAUGGACGAUAUAAAUUAUGCAUGAUACCUGGAUAAUUAUAAAACUUUGAUCCAGAGCUUUUUUUUUUUUAAUUUAAUU
Molecule: messenger RNA, 874 nt
Organism: Enhydra lutris kenyoni (northern sea otter)
Lineage: Eukaryota; Metazoa; Chordata; Mammalia; Carnivora; Mustelidae
Product: chromosome unknown C9orf85 homolog
Exons: 4
Coding region: 196-666 (156 amino acids)
Source: RefSeq, a predicted model, not a curated record